ACUACGCAUGCGCCAACAACAGCGGAGUUUUCGCUGGUAGGCUGUGGGCAGUUCCUGUGAUACAGUGAACUGGUGAUGUGGAUGAAAUAACGGUUUCUAGUUCAUCAGCUUCGGAUGGAAAAUGAGGAGAUAAAACCAGGUUUGCAAUCGACAUGAGAUGAGCUAAGUGAUGCUUUGAUUCAAACCAGCGCAGAUCAAACAACUGCAGAGGAGAUGGGUCAACUUUGGCGGCCAGACAUCGCCCUGUCGGAGAGGUUGGGGAAUGACUCUCCUGUCGGCUUCGCCCCGGGGCCCCCAGCCACGGUGGCCCCACAACAGUCCAACUCCUCCUGGGUCCCAGAAGCCCCAGUGGUCACACCAGAAGAGCCAAUUUUCCUCAUGACCUCCACUGCCCAAAUUAUUUCAGGGUUUUUUGUUUGGACGGCUCUUCUGAUCACGUGUCACCAGAUCUACAUGCAUCUGCGUUACUACAGCUCUCCAAAUGAACAGAGGCACAUAGUAAGGAUCCUCUUCAUAGUCCCCAUCUAUGCCUUCGACUCCUGGCUCAGCCUUCUCUUUUUCACCAAUGAGGAGUAUUACGUGUACUUUGACACGGUCCGAGACUGCUACGAAGCCUUUGUCAUCUACAACUUCCUGAGUCUGUGCUACGAGUAUCUGGGAGGAGAGAGCGCCAUCAUGGCCGAGAUCAGAGGGAAACCCAUCGAGUCAAGCUGUAUGUAUGGCACCUGUUGUCUGUGGGGCAAGACCUACUCCAUUGGCUUCCUCAGGUUUUGCAAACAGGCAACUCUCCAGUUCUGUGUGGUGAAACCUCUGAUGGCAAUGAUCACUGUCAUUCUUCAGGCCUUCGGGAAAUACAAAGAUGGAGACUUUAACGUUGCUAGUGGCUACCUGUAUGUGACCAUUAUCUACAACAUCUCCGUCAGUCUGUCGCUCUACGCUCUCUUCCUCUUCUACUUCGCCACACGUGAACUGCUUGUCCCAUACAACCCCGUGCUCAAGUUCUUCAUGGUCAAAUCAGUCAUCUUUCUCUCCUUCUGGCAAGGGAUGCUGCUGGCCAUCCUGGAGAAGUGUGGAGCCAUCCCUCAGAUCACCUCAGCCGGUUUCUCUGUGGGCGAGGGAACAGUUGCCGCUGGUUACCAAAACUUCAUCAUCUGCAUUGAGAUGUUCUUUGCUGCCGUCGCUUUGCGCCAUGCCUUUACUUACAAGGUGUACAUGGAUAAAAGGCUGGACUCAUAUGGUCGCUGUGCCCCAAUGAAGAGCAUCUCCAGCAGCCUGAAGGAGACCAUGAAUCCGGGGGACAUGGUCCAGGAUGCCAUCCAUAACUUCUCCCCAGCGUAUCAGCAGUACACCCAGCAGUCCACACUGGAGCGAAGUGGGGGGCCACCCCUCUCCCGUAGCCACAGUAACCUCAGCACCCGCGGGGACAACGAAAAGACCCUGCUGCUCAGCUCUGACGACGAGUUCUGAGACUCAAACACACGCUCGCUUUACGCCCGUAGUCCACAUAGAUUUAUUUUUUUUUUUAAUCACCUUUGUGAGACACAUCACGUGUUUUGUUGUUACCUUAACAUGGAAGAUCAGAUUUGGUUUCCCUUUUUGUUUUGUUUUUUACAUUUAGAAUGGAAAGAUCUGAUUCAUGUCAGACUUAUGGAGCUGUGGUUGACAGACUGUGGGAAGGGAUUGAGUGUUUUUACAAGGAAAGAGAGGUAAUAAUUGGAUCAGUAGGAACAGAGGAUGGAAAGGUUGUUGUCAAAUUUAGUCAGGAAGAAGAGAAGUCACGAUGUUUAGACAUUAUCAGGUUUACUAACUGGUCAUGUUGUCAUUUGUAUUGAUGUCAUAGAGGCCAUUAAUGACAGAACUACCAUAUCACACGGGUCCAAAUAACCCCUGCCUGCAUAUAGCGUCCUUAAGCUGAAACAUACAAAUAAAUGACAGAUAUAAGGUGUAUGCUAGAGCAAAUAAGUGCCAUCUUAAUCUAACACCCUUCAUCUUUCAGUUAUUAUAUUGAUUCUGAAUCCAAACUCCUCCUCUGCCAAUUUUGCCUCUUACCGAAACAUUGCCAAAUAUUGAAGAGUACCCCGUGCUCCAGUCAAUGAGACACACUGUCUUAAGAUUUAGAAUUGAUUUAUAGUCGAGCAAAACUAAGGAGCCUUUGAAUUGCCAGGCUUUGUUUUAAUAUAUAACAAUUUAAUCACAUUCUUUUAUUUUAAUGUAUGACCUUGAAGGUUUUAAAUUUAAAGAGUAGUUUGUUGGAAAAUUGUUAUUCCAGAAAUCUUCUAGAUAUUCAGUGUUUUCAUUUUGUUGUGGGUUCUUAUGAACAAGUAGCUCAAAUGUGUAAUUCUAUGAAGCUGUUGGGCUCCUCGUGCAAUGCUAUUGUUUGUGUAGCACUGAGGUAACAGCUGUAGGAGAGAUUUUAGUGUGUGGCAGGGAGACGGGCGGAAGGGCGAAACCCACACUGAUUACAGAUUACUGAAGAAGAAACAGUUCCCUGCAGAGCCGGCCCAGCUGUGAUGUGCUGUGGAUUGUAAUCCCAUAAUUAAGGGCAUAACAUGUAGCCCAGAUCAGGCCUGCCUCUGCUGGUUAUUGUUUAUAAAGGUGUCACUGCUAUAGAGAGUUAGUCAAGGCGUCAGUCAUUACAGACAGAUAAGGCCAUGCCAAGAUGUGUCGGGUCUUAAAUCAGACCAAAAUCACAUCUGGAAAAGGAAUAUAUGGGCAUUAAAAGUUUGUAUGCAAGAUGCAUAGAUGCACUCAGAUUUGUUCAGGGGCGCACUACAGCGGUGAUGCAUGUUAGAGAAAAAAUCCUCAAGCUGCCUGUCAUCCUCUGUUUUUCCUAUUAGGAGAGUUUCUACGUUAUCAACUGAUGUUUAAUAUGCGUUUUAGCAGGGGCCAGUAAAGAAGCGGCUUGUGAUCGUAAACGUAAAUGUUUGACGGCAGAGCACAGCGAUAUAUAAAAGCUGAGUAGAUCCUUUUUGCUGUCUCGUUUUCCUCUUACCUUACAGUGAGUGCAGUCUAAACACAUUUUACAGAUUGACCGCAGGUAAACGAACAGUAUGAAUGUAGUCCGGAUGAAGAAUUAACAGACGAAUGGAUGUGCAUCCGUCAAAGGAGAACACUCAACUUUCUGAUGAGAAAAUCGUAUUCAGUCCGCAGAAUAACCCAUAACCCUACCAGCCACCUCUUACACGCAGUUAAUAACACAUCACUUUUUUUAUCUGACUUUCCACUGAACCUGUAGUGCUUCAGUUAAAGGCAAGGUUUGGUUGAGUUGUAACACUUAACUUAGUUGUGAAAAAGUGAAAUGUGCUGCCUUUUACUCUGCCCCAAGUUAACAGCAUAUCAAACUCAGGCAUCUCGAUUCAAAACACUAUCAAAUGAUAGCUUUGGUAGUAUGAUUUGAAAGCUAGAUGUUAAUCACAAAGCUGAAUAUAUAUUAAACGAGGAAAUAUUAUACCAGAAGGGAAGGAAUGUUGUAAAUAGUUCAAUUAAGUGCUGCGAAUGAUGACACUAAUGGCAUUGCUUGGUGUAAUGCUUUAGUUUAAUAUUUUAAUUUUCAUAUAUUCUCCUGUUUUAUUUCUGUUGUACACUUUUUAAUUUGUAUAUUGGUAAUAUUAUCUCUUGUUUUGAUGCUCUAUUGGUUCCUGUCGGUGUUAAAAAGGAAAUAAAAUACAAAUCCAAACAAGA
This is a messenger RNA of Perca flavescens (yellow perch), 3681 nucleotides long. RefSeq names its product transmembrane protein 184B-like. Bases 214 to 1467 code for a protein of 417 amino acids. The transcript has 10 exons. Lineage: Eukaryota; Metazoa; Chordata; Actinopteri; Perciformes; Percidae. The record is from RefSeq and is a predicted model, not a curated record.